Messenger RNA from Trichogramma pretiosum, 1472 nucleotides. RefSeq names its product zinc finger and BTB domain-containing protein 41-like. The coding region runs from base 50 to 1279 and encodes 409 amino acids. The transcript is spliced from 4 exons. The record is from RefSeq and is a predicted model, not a curated record. Gene Ontology annotation, cellular component: nucleus. Lineage: Eukaryota; Metazoa; Arthropoda; Insecta; Hymenoptera; Trichogrammatidae.
AAUACUAUGAAAGUACGAUUAGUCGCAAACGAAAUUCUGAGUGAGCAACAUGGAAUCGAGUGAUACAUUCAACUGUGCCAUCAGAAUCAAAGAAGAACCUUGUGAUGAGUCCUCUCAUGAAAACGAUCAUCAAGUAAUCGACCAGACAUCGUCAGUUGGAAAGAUUCAAAACUUCGAGUUUCUGCGAGAAGAUUCAACUCGAGUGCUUCGAAAAUUUAACAAACAUCAUGGACAUGAACUGGACGACGUUCGAAUCGAGUUCGAAUGUAAAGACGAGAAGCUCAAGGUGGAUUUACUAGCAGUUACAAAAGUCGAGGAUUACUCUCAAAAUUACUGGCAAGAUAUGAACUAUAUCAAUGAUCGUGAAACUUUAAACAAAAUUAAAGUAGAAACUGUAGAGGUAGUAAAGAAAGAAAUUUUGGAGGACGAAGCAAUAAAUUUUGACUGCGAACUCAGCGAACGAAAUCCAAAAAGAAAUGCUGUAAAACAAUCUCUGUUUACUGGUAACUCCCACAAGUGUGACACGUGUAGAAAAUCAUUUGUAAAUGAGAAAAGUCUCAAACGCCACAUUGUCUCGGUGCAUCACAAAAUUACUUAUGCAUGUGAAUUAUGUGAAAAGACAUACACACGAAAGGAUAAUCUCAAAACCCACAUCGAGGCGGUGCACAAGCGUGUCACCCAUGCAUGUAAUUUAUGUGACAAGAUAUUUUCACAACAUGGUAAUCUCAAACGCCACAUUGAUUCGGUACAUAAUAAAAUGACUCAUACAUGUCACACGUGUGAAAAGUCAUUCACACAAAAAUAUUAUCUUCAAGUGCACAUUAACGCAGUGCAUAAUGGUAUCAAACCCACAUGUGAUAUAUGCGAAAAAAAAUUUAUAUUCAAGUCUGAUCUCAGAGUCCAUAUCGAGUCGAUUCAUGGAGGCAUCACUUUCGCUUGCACCAUGUGCGAGAAAAAAUUCACACACAAGAAUUAUCUCCAAAUCCAUGUCGACUCGGUGCACCGUGGCAUUACCCAUCAAUGCAAUGAAUGUGAAAAGAAAUUCCGCAGAAAAGAUGAUUUCAAAAAUCACAUCAAUGCAGUACAUAAUGGUGUCACUCGUAAAUGUGAUUUUUGUGAAAAAAUAUAUCGGCAUCAAUCUGCUCUCCGGAGACAUGUGAAAGCGUCGCAUAAUGGUAUCACACAUAAAUGCGAGACGUGCGAAAAGACUUUCGGACAAAAAAAGAGCCUCAGAGCUCACAUCGACAUGGGGCAUCGCUCGCGCAUUACGUCCGAAUAAAUGUAUAAAAUUCUAGGAUCAAUUUUAUUAAAAAUCUUUAUUUGUCAUUCGAUUUAUUUGUAAACAAUGUAGUUUAAAUAUUUUCAUUCAUUAUGUCAUGAUUGACUUAUACUAUGUCACGUUAUCUCGCUGUAUUAUACAAAAAAAUGAAACUAGCAUCCAAGCUAAAAAUAAAUAAUGUAUUGAAAAAUAA